GUUGGUCAGAUGCUCAGAUCAAAGACAUAGGCAACAAGUCUUGGGAGGCUACGACCCUACGAGCAAGAGGCAAGACCUAUUCCUAUAGAUGCUAAUCUCGUAGAAAAUGGAAUUUGUUUGAAACUUUAUCACACCCUUCACUCUGCUCAACGCCGCCACCUUACUUUAUUAUUAUUGUUCUCCCUUCACAAAUGGAAUUCUCAGGGUUUGCAGUACUCAAUUUGUUCCGUUGCUAAGGAAUUCUCGUUUUCACAGGUCAUUUGGCGUCCUCAGUUUUCAUCUCCAGCAAGUGUAUCAUGGUCGUUGUGGAAGCAGUUCCCGAGCCUGUCGGUUUAAAGCAGCCAUGGGUUCUUACAGUGCAUUCCUUUUCUGAUUUGUCGCAUGUCCCGCCGGUUGUAUUCUUAUAUCUGCUCAAAGAAUGUUAUGUCUGCGGGAAUUCAAAAGCUACUACAAAGUUUCGUGCUCUUCAACAACAAGUCUAUCUGGCUCUUAACAAUGCCCCUCAUCCUGGACCAGCUGUGUUCGUCAUUCACUGCAUGUAUGUGCUGCCGUUGUUUGAAUCAUAUGCUGAAGGUUUCAGCCAUUUGAUUAUAUCUGCUUUACGUAGAUUCCUGAAAUACAAUACCAACUCAGCUGACACUCUACAAGCUCAGGAUCUUGCUGCUCAGUUAUUUUUGAAUGUUGUUCAAGGAUCUGUAAUCCAUGACGAGAGGAUCCUUACUAAGAUUAUUGAAGUUUUUAAUGUCAAAUUUGUAAAUCUUGAAAAAGCUUGGGCAAGUACAGCAUCAAAUAAAUCUGGUUUUGACAAGGCAGAAGCAUUUAUUGAGAGUUAUGUCCAACAGUUCAUAGAAUCUCAGUCAUAUAUGAUGGCUGUGUCUCUGUUGGAACAGUUCUCUAUCACACUCUCUGGAGAAUCUCUCCUGUUCAAAAUGUUACAAGAGCAGGAUUUUAAAUCAGCCGAGAAAUGGGCAACAUAUAUGGGUCAGUCCUUGCUGUGUGUUCUUGUAGAGGAAUACGUCAAAAUGAAUAAACUGAAAGCAGCAUAUCGAAUUAUAAAGAAGAACUCUCUUCAAGAGAUUUUUCCAGAUGUGUACCAUAAGUGUAAAGAAAGUGCAUUGAAGACUCUAGCAGAAAAGGGAUGCUGGGAUGUUGCUGAAUGGAAGGCACAGAAUGAUAGACAACUUCUCGAAUAUCUGGUAUAUCUAGCACUGGAAGCUGGCUACUCGGAGAAAGUUGAUGAAUUAUGUGAUCGAUACUCCUUUGAAGGAUUUGUUAAAGCUAAAGAGCCUGAAGCCUGUCCUAUUCAAAGUCACUAUUUGAAUCUUCAUGAACUGCUAAUAGAUGAUUUAACUUGGGUUGAUGAUGUUGAGGGUCUACAAAAAGCUACUUCUUAUAUUGAAGGGUGUAAAGUUGUGGGUGUGGAUUGUGAGUGGAAGCCUAACUAUGUGAAAGGCAGCAAACCCAACAAGGUUUCUAUCAUGCAAAUUGCCUCCGAAAAGGCUGCUUUUAUCCUUGACUUAAUUAAGCUGUAUGAUGAUGCUCCUGAAAUUAUGGAUAGCUGCUUAAUGCGCAUUUUCCAUUCACGUAGUUUAUUGAAGCUAGGCUAUAAUUUUCAAUGUGAUAUGCAUCAAUUGGCUCGUUCUUACCCAGAGUUUGAGUGCUUCAGGCGUUAUGAAAUGCUUCUAGACAUCCAGAAAGUGUUUAAAGAGUCUUGUGGUGGAUUAUCUGGCCUAACAAAGAAAAUACUGGGUACUGGUCUAAACAAGACGCGAAGGAAUAGCAACUGGGAGCAACGACCUCUAACCCAGCAACAAAAGGGUGGCCUUAACAAAUCCAUUCAGUGUAAUUGUUAAUUAUACGUGAUCACAAUUAUUCAACCAUUCAAUAACCAAGGCAAUCAAUUUAAAAUGCAAUACAAGUAGCUUGUACUACAAAUAAAAUGAACUUCAUUGA
Molecule: messenger RNA, 1953 nt
Organism: Cuscuta campestris
Lineage: Eukaryota; Viridiplantae; Streptophyta; Magnoliopsida; Solanales; Convolvulaceae
Source: the annotation of a GenBank genome assembly